AUGGCCAGCACAAUCCUACCGUCUGCAGAGCUUAAGAGCCUAUCAGCCGCUUGCAACAAGCUCUGGGAGUUAGAUACCAACCGGCUCGAGCCCAAUGUACAUUAUGAGCUAAAUCUGCAAGAGGGGAAAAGUGCUUAUGCUCGUGGCGAUGUUGCGCAUGAGAUGCUUUUUACAUACGUGGAUCCGUCCAUUUUUGAGCGCCAAACAUUUAAAUUGCUGUUUGACCUGCUAGACAACUACGAACGCGAGACAGGAAAAUCAGAGCGGGUGACACCUAAAGAAUUAGCGGAAAACAAUGCGUUUUUGAAUGCCGUGAUCGAUACUGCACCUAUGCGUUAUGCACACGCAUGGUUGGUGAAGAAUAGGAAAUUCACGGGGGAUAUGAAGGAUUUUAAGAAAAAGUUAGAGCUCAUUUGGUUUGGAUUGUACCGCCGAAAAACACGCAACGACUCAUCAGGUUUCGAGCAUGUAUUUGUGGGCGAGGAAAAAAUUGGUAAAAUCUGUGGCUGUCACAACUGGCUUCAGGUAUAUAACGAAGAGCGGAGAGGUCGCAUUGAUUACAGAGGGUACAUCCGUCCCAAGCAACGAGGAUGUAAGUUCUUAGAACCACACAACAAAGAACAGCUCAUCACAUUCCAGUUCCAGUGGGACAAUAAAAUCAAGCUAGUGUCCACGAGUUUGAUUGGAGUGAGUCCAGAAUUCGAGAUGGCACUGUAUACAAUAUGCUUUCUUAAUGGCGAAGAGAACAACCACGUUCAGCUAGGACCUUACCUAGUCAACAUUAAAUGUUUCGCGUUCGGUUGCGGCAAGGACACCAAGGUCGGUACAGCCUUUCCAGAAGCGCUACCUCUCACUGAAGCGCAAGCUGCCAUUAAGAUACAAGCCAUUCUACGUGGCUAUCAUACGCGUUUUCAUCAUCCGCAGAUUCGUCGUCAAGCUCGGCCACCCCCUCCUGGUGCAGCGUGGGGUCCACCACCCGGAGUGGCAGCAAUCGCAGCACCACAGCCUGCAUUGGCGAUUGAAAACGCUUGGUCGAAGCCCCUUAAGCCCCAAGCUUCUCCUCCACCACCUGUUGCAACGGCCACAGGUGUUUGGGCCCAGCCGCACAAAUGGUAG
This is a messenger RNA of Plasmopara halstedii, 1116 nucleotides long. Its product is annotated as poly-specific endoribonuclease-b-like. The record is from RefSeq and is a predicted model, not a curated record. Gene Ontology annotation, molecular function: protein binding; RNA endonuclease activity. The coding region runs from base 1 to 1116 and encodes 371 amino acids. The transcript is spliced from 6 exons. NCBI's taxonomy places the organism in Eukaryota, Oomycota, Peronosporomycetes, Peronosporales, Peronosporaceae.